CUAAUAAUGAUGAAUGCAUGGUGACGAUCACCGAAACACCGAAACUCGACGACGAAAAAAAAUACAACAUUGACAUUCAUUAAAGUGAAUGUUAACAGCAAGUUGGUUUGGGGAUCUGUGGUAAUGAAUUUGGCUGGACUUGUACGCGCUAAUUACACGGCAUGCCGCAAGGUUUCAUUCUUGUCUGCACAGAGGAUAUAAUCUCCCAUAGUACAGAAUGACCAAACGUCCUUAUAUGUGGCUGAAGGCAAUUGUAGGCAUUGUCGUGGUUUUGCUUCUAGCUUACCAAUACAGUGACGUUCGUACUUUCCAAAAGGUUUACGUCGUGGAAAAUAAAUAUGAACAAUCUGGACAUCCCCCGUAUUCUGUCCACAACUUUAACAACUAUAAAACGAAACCCAAUACUCAAAACAAUGUAGUAUUCAAAAGGAAAACAGAUUCAAAGACCUUCAAACCAAACCCUGACCAUAACUGCAUCGCAACCAUUCCAGAGAAAUAUAUAACGAAUGGCAAACAACCGGUACUAAUUCCAGACGCCCAAGAACUGAAGUCACUGCCAGACAAUGCAGUCACAUGUUUGUAUCAUCGUUAUGUGACAACGCUUCAGUACUUCUGCGGAUACAAGGAGCGAAAUGGUCAAAUUCCUCGAAAUGGAUGGUAUAUUUGUGCUGACCCCUCUUUUGUACCCAGCAGUAAAAAUUGUGUCGUAUUUUCUUCAAACAAGAAGUUUAAUGAUAACAUUUUCCUAUCAGAUAUAAAGGCGCGGUAUAAUUGUCGGACAUUUACAACUCCUCUUUCUCAAUCAGAUUCCCUUCAAAGCUGGAUUACUAAGAACGACGUAGGAAAUACCGUAAUUGACGUGCUGACUCUGUCAAUUAGUACUUAUACCGAACUAGAAGUCAUUGAUAAAAUGGUGGAAGAAAAGUCCAUUGGAAAAGUAAAACAACUCCUUCUGGAACUUCAUUUUGAUCCCUCAGUUACCAAGAAAAAAGAUUAUAUUAAGUUAUUAACACGCUUACAAAUGCUGUUUCAAGCAGGCUUACGUAUCAUCUGGUACGAUAGAGUGUUUCAAUGUGUAGGAGUCAAUAAAUUCAACAAGUGUUACGCCAUUUAUUUCGUUCAGAGGGUUUUGGAAGCCAAGGAGCAUAAAUUUAAAGAAAUGAUUCUACCCUCAGAGGACGAAAUUCGUAAACUUCCAAGGCUAGAAUUACAGGAUUUGUAUUUCCGAUAUUUAAUGACAACCCAGUUUUUGUGCAAACAGAUCGUACGAAUUGGGAAAGUGUUGGACGGUGGGUGGGAUGUAUGUCAUGAUAUGAUGCUGAAGAUUGACAGAAACCCUUGUAUCGUUUACUCAUUUGGCAUAAACCACGAUUUCUCGUUUGACGAUGACAUGGCUAACACAUAUAACUGUAAUCUGCAUUCCUUUGAUCCGACAAUGAAUAAGAAAGAUUUUAAACAUUCCGAAAAGGUUUGGUUUUACAACAGAGGUAUAGGGGACACGUACAAGAAGUUUGGAUCGGGUUAUGUAGCUCCUCUUGAUAAAAUCAGAAAAGAUCUGAAGCAUAAUAAAGUUCCUAUUGCUGUUAUGAAGGGUGAUACAGAGGCCGCCGAAUGGCCGUCGACACCUCAGAUGUUAAGAACAAACCAGCUAGCCGAUGUUUCUCAGUUUUAUCUAGAAUUGCAUUCGGAUGGAACGGUGCCGGAUCACGUGAUUCUUCUAAAGAAAAUGCAUGAUGCGGGAUUCCGUAUAUUUUGGUUCCAUACAAACCCGGCUUGCACUUCGAAAGCUAAAAUAGGUCAACUUUCACAAUGCAUGGAGGUUUAUUUUAUGAACACAAAAUAUCCAUUUAAUUCAUGAAUCAGCAAUGUAAUCAUUGAGCACGAGGGUCGCAUGCUAUUUAUGUUGUAUGAGUGAUGGACGUGGCACAAAUUAAUCUUAUUAUCACUAAAGGGAAACAUAAAAUAUGGCUGUGUUUUUAUGCUUCGUUUACUAUACAUAUAUACUAUGUAGAAUUGGAAUAUGAAUCUCUAUAAAAAUUGGUUUGUACGAAUUUGUGUUUCGUUGGGAAAAUUCAUUGCAUUUUUUUGACGCUGAUUUUACAGGGAUAUCAUAUUGUCUAGUUUAUUUUAGAAUGGAAAAUAUUUGUUUUUAUUAUAUGAAAUUGUGUAUGAUUAUUCAUAAAUAAAAAACUUUGAUUGAUAAAAAGAUUUGUAAUUAUUGAAAAAAAGUCGAUAAAUAACGCUUACGAAAAGAGUGAACAAAACCAAAUGAUUUUUAGACACAGGUUCAACACUAAUUUCAAUAAAACCUGUUACAGAUAACACAAAUUCGAAAAGAUGAUAUCAAAUUAUCAUAUCUCAAAAUAAUUCAAAGAUUCACUAAACUCCUUCAUAUGAAACAUCAUUUUUUGGUUUUCUUUAAUCACUGUUAACAGAUAGAUUACACUACAUUCAUUAACGUUUGUUUCUUUUGGAAAACACAUAAAGAUAAAACGGUCAAAAAUUUAUAUUGUUAUGAAAACCUAAACUGUCGAAAUAUAAUUGUGAGGAGAAAGUUGUGCCUGGUUUUUCCAACGUAUCUUCUAUUAUAUUCUAAUUUACAUUCUGCUUCUUAUUGUCCAUAAGCUGCAAUGUAGUU
Messenger RNA from Magallana angulata, 2638 nucleotides. RefSeq lists its product as uncharacterized. Bases 218 to 1858 code for a protein of 546 amino acids. The record is from RefSeq and is a predicted model, not a curated record. The transcript has 2 exons. Lineage: Eukaryota; Metazoa; Mollusca; Bivalvia; Ostreida; Ostreidae.